Molecule: messenger RNA, 219 nt
Organism: Lodderomyces orthopsilosis Co 90-125
Lineage: Eukaryota; Fungi; Ascomycota; Pichiomycetes; Serinales; Debaryomycetaceae
Exons: 1
Coding region: 1-219 (72 amino acids)
Source: RefSeq, a predicted model, not a curated record
AUGGGGGUAGACACUGAUCAAAUCGGCAUUUGGUGUACAAACUCAGAUGGACUGACUCCAUAUACAGGUGUUGCUUAUGAAACUCAACGCUGGGAAUGCGUAAAUGGAACACCGUAUGUACCAGCAAGUACAUACAAGGCUGGCGCACAAAGAGGGUUUAUGAGUAAGAUGCUAGUGGUAUUGAUGGUAUUGAUUAAUACUGUGUUGGGUAUAUCCUAA